AUGGUGAUGGAGCGGCUGGCGGACUUCGUGAGCAAGUCGUUGGAAGGUGGUGCGGCGCCGACGCCGCCGCCGGAACCCGGGGAACCCGACGCCGACGAGGAGGUGGACAUCACCGCGCUCGAAGAAAAAGCGCCGCCAGCAAAGCGACCGCGGAACUGGCUCAUCUCCCCGUUGCCUCUUAGGACCUGCAAAAAGGAAACCGAUGACGAUGACGAUGCUAGGCACGAUCACACGGACAAGUCUCCCAAUGGGUCAGUAAGCGGCGGCUGCGGCGGCGGCAAACAGCGGCGGUCACGCACCAACUUCACGUUGGAGCAGCUUGCCGAAUUGGAGCGUCUGUUCGACGAGACUCACUAUCCUGAUGCUUUCAUGCGUGAGGAGCUCAGUCAACGUCUGGGACUUAGCGAAGCUAGGGUACAGGUGUGGUUUCAAAACAGACGCGCCAAAUGUCGGAAACACGAGAGCCAAAUGCACAAAGGUCUUGUCGUGAGCGGCGGCGGGACCCCGCUGGAGCCGUGCCGCGUGGCGCCGUAUGUGUCCGUGCCGAGGCUAUCCGGGGUGCCGCGGCCGCAACCCCCGCAGCUGCCUCUUGCGCCGCACCCCGCGCCGCCCGCCGCCUUCGCUCCAUUCGACUCUGCGAUAUUAUCCGCUGCCGCCCAUCAGUACGCGAGCGCGGCUGCGGCGGCGGCGGCGGCGCUGUGUCCCCCGUACGCGGGUUUGGCGGCGCUGGCGGCGCGCUGUCGCUCCUCCUCCAUUGCAGACCUGCGACUGAAGGCGCGCCGGCACGCCGCGGCUCUCGCCGCCGCCAGCGCGCCCUCGCCGCCCGCGCGCACUCCACACGCUGCACACGCAGCACCGCUGCCGCCCGCGCCACCGCCGCCCGCCACCACACCUGCCGACGCGUAG
Molecule: messenger RNA, 906 nt
Organism: Papilio polytes (common Mormon)
Lineage: Eukaryota; Metazoa; Arthropoda; Insecta; Lepidoptera; Papilionidae
Product: short stature homeobox protein 2-like
Exons: 5
Coding region: 1-906 (301 amino acids)
Biological process (GO): regulation of transcription by RNA polymerase II
Cellular component (GO): nucleus
Molecular function (GO): sequence-specific double-stranded DNA binding; DNA-binding transcription factor activity, RNA polymerase II-specific
Source: RefSeq, a predicted model, not a curated record